ACUUUUGUUAACGAAUUAAUAGGCGCUUUAAUUAUAAACAAUGGAGAAUAACAAAUCUUAAAAAUCUUACAUGUAAAAUAUCUAUACGUGUCAAAAUCAUGAAGAGAGUUGGAGGACAUAUUAUUCGAAAACGCAAUUCAACCUUACUACUUUUAUUGUGGGUUAUUGCAAUCGGCCUGAUUUUAAACAUCGUGUUUUAUUACAGAACAAAUUUAAUCGCACCACUGACCAUCACAAGCUACUACCAUGACUCAUAUUCAGAAAAGGCAUCUACCGAAAUUACUUGGAGGAGUAUCCUGAAACCAUGCGAAGGAAAAACAGCAUGGAGUAGAAGGGUUAAAGACAAAUCCAAACGAACAAACGUAAGUUUAAGUGAGUUUUCUUUAACUUUUAAUGGGUUAAGUGGUCGCGCGGAAAUCGUAAUCAAUACGUAUGACUCAAACGGAGAAAAAAAGCAGGCUGGAGGAGAUUCUUGGAUGAUUCGAGUAAAUGGAGCUGCCUCGAUGUAUGUCCAAAUGCGAGACAACAACGACGGAUCGUAUCACACCUAUUUUGAACUACCAGAAGUGGGCACAUAUAAAGUCGUAGCAAUAUUAGAGUUCAGUUUGUGUGAUGGUUUACGUGACCCUCCACCAUGGUGGUUUACAAAUGGAACUCAACACGGUAAAUAUCAAACCGCCUUACUUAACGAUGACGAUGCCUAUACGCAGGAGACUAAAACGUUAACACUUGAUCAUAAACAUCCUACAAAGCCUACAGGACUUAAUACACAGAAGCAUAACUGUGAAAAUUUGAACAAACCCGGCUAUUGGAAACUACAAAACAACCAAUUCAAAUACGUUCUUUAUGAGCAGGAAAAGAUUUCAAGUAAGCAGCCCAAAAAAUACACAGCAUUUUGGGUAUAUGGCGACUCAGUUAGUGCUGUGUUCUCAAAAUAUGUGAAAUACACCGUCUGUUCUUACUUUGAAUUUUGUCACGUGACUUACACGUGGUUGUACCCACUGGGAAUUGGCAUUCCAUAUAAAAGCUACAAACACAAAGAGUUUGACAGUAAAUUAAUUUUAAGUAAAUUAAAAGAUUUAUUAUCGAAGAAAAUGAUGGCAACCAAACGCAGCGUCUUCUUGAUCAAUAUAGGACUUCACGCUAUUUCAUGUUUGACUUUUAAACAGCUAACAUUAUUGUUUACUGACAUUGUAAAAAUGAUUAAGACAUUGAAGAAAACACAAGAACUACCGCAAAUUAUUUGGAAAAACACCACACCAUCUUUUCGAAACGUCAAUAAAGAAACUUUGCGAUUUUUAACGAAACAUCGCAUCAUGUUAUGGAAUGCGUUCGUGAAAGAAGUAGCAUGUAAAGAAGGAAUACCUGUAUUGAAUGUUCAUGACAUCGGUGCAGCUUAUCCAAAUGGAACUCUUGAUGGAAUCCAUUUUAAAAAUGGUACGUUCGAAAGUGCUGCACAAUCUCUUGUAAAUCAUCUUGUUAAAGGUUUUAACUAGCUAAUAAAUGACGUAUUUAUCCAGCCUAAGGUCUCUUGAAAUUCAUAUAUAAAAAAUAAAAACACAAUUUCUUAAAUUUUGCGUUAAUUUUCUGGAGCGUUAAUAUCCUGGAAUAAGGUAUGAUGAACAGAUUUUAAAACAUAUUCUUCCAAGUUUAUAAAGACUUAAAAUAUAUAACAACUGCAUUUUCUGCCAACUAAUUUUUUUUUUCUUUUUCUGGUGCGUUAGAGAAAUGUAAAAGUUUUUUUAGUUAGAAUGAGGGAAAUUUGUAAUAAAUUUCUUUGUAAAUACUUCCCACUAUGCAAUCAAAAAAUUGCACAUGCAAUUACAACCACGCGAAAAAUCUAAACUUGUCGUUCGCAAAGUUAAAUCUUCGCGAAAGUUCUCCUUCUCAACUAUGCGUAAGCAUACAUUUUUUUCCACAGUAUUUUGUAUGACACAAUUUCAAUAAUUGGAGGUUUACUCAAAAGAAGCGCUCAUUUAAUUUUGGGGUUGUAGGCAUCUUUUUGUCCAAAAUUUGUCACCUGA
Molecule: messenger RNA, 2024 nt
Organism: Hydractinia symbiolongicarpus
Lineage: Eukaryota; Metazoa; Cnidaria; Hydrozoa; Anthoathecata; Hydractiniidae
Exons: 1
Coding region: 99-1496 (465 amino acids)
Source: RefSeq, a predicted model, not a curated record